GUAUUUUUCUUCUUCCUUCCUUACCUUGUAGGGCUCUGAGCUCGAGUUAUAAAAAAGCCAACUUUGAUUUCUUUGCCAGUAUUUCAUCCUUAAUCCAUUCUUGUGGUCACUUUUUCGUCCUUAACCCAUCUAGAUUUUGAUUCUAAAGUCUUGUGAAUCGGCAGCGGAAGAAGAGUGAAUUGUUCAUCCUUAUCUUGCCAUGGCUAUGUAUAUUCGUGUGAAGCGCAUGAAAACUACUUACUUUAUCCAAUGUGAUCCAACAGAGACUGUUUUGGAUGUUAAGCAAAAACUGUUUGCUCUCAUUGAGCAACCAGUUAACAAUCAGCGUCUGGUCUUAAUGUCUACCGAAGAAGUAUUAGAGGAUUCGAAAUCCUUAGCAGAUCAGAAGGUAUCACACGUUUGACUAUCUAAUAUAUUUAUCUUUUGAGUCAUUGCUCAAGUUUAAAAGAAGAACUUGGUCACAUAGCCACUGCCUCCGUUUGCGUGUAUUUGAAAGUUAUAAGCUUGUCACCAUCUUCUUUUUUGGUUGUUCAGGUUGAGAAUGAUGCAGUUGUGGCUUUGACUUUGAAGAAAGAUGAUAACGAGUUUGAGGAUGUCAACAUUGCACAGCCCACCGACUUCUCACUUUCAUGAAGAGUUGCUUACUGUAUCAAGGAAACUUCAGGAGAAGGUAUUGAUUCAAAACACAAGGAGGAGUCUAUAAACGCCAGAAGUUGUUUCUUUUGCGUCUCUGCUUGUGUUAACGCCUCUUUAGUUUGUUACAGACAAUUGUUGUAAGUAAAGAUAUUGAGAUGUGGAAGUUUGAUUGCAACUUGCCAGAUUAGUAGUUUUUACAGUCUCUUAAUAUGUUUACAAUG
Molecule: messenger RNA, 857 nt
Organism: Arabidopsis thaliana (thale cress)
Lineage: Eukaryota; Viridiplantae; Streptophyta; Magnoliopsida; Brassicales; Brassicaceae
Product: Ubiquitin-like superfamily protein
Exons: 4
Coding region: 200-403 (67 amino acids)
Source: RefSeq, marked reviewed